Messenger RNA from Vombatus ursinus (common wombat), 1943 nucleotides. RefSeq names its product small integral membrane protein 15 (gene SMIM15). The record is from RefSeq and is a predicted model, not a curated record. Lineage: Eukaryota; Metazoa; Chordata; Mammalia; Diprotodontia; Vombatidae. The transcript is spliced from 3 exons. The coding region runs from base 185 to 409 and encodes 74 amino acids.
UCUAUGGCCGAGCGGAAGGAGCCCGAGCUUCCUUCUUCCCGUUUCCGGUGGGUCGGCUGAGCCUGGGGAAGCCAGAGUUCCGCGAAGAAGUUUUCUAGUGUAAAACUUCAAGGUCCUCAACAGUGUCAGGAAUGGUCCUGCUGUAACAUCUUUGGAAAGGAUUUUUCCAAGGACAGCUACAGAGAUGAUUGAUGUAAAAGCUUGGGCUGAGUAUGUUGUGGAGUGGGCUGCAAAGGAUCCAUAUGGCUUCCUUACUACAGUGAUUUUGGCUCUGACUCCACUUUUUCUAGCAAGUGCAGUACUGUCUUGGAAACUGGCAAAGAUGAUUGAGGCCAGGGAAAAGGAGCAGAAGAAGAAACAAAGACGUCAAGAAAACAUUGCAAAAGCCAAACGGCUAAAGAAGGAUUGAGAGAAAAAUUAGGUUAAGAAGAAAACCCUUCUCCAUUAAAAAGUCUACAGUUAGAGAAAAAUCAUUCAAAAUUAUGCAGUUCUUGAAGAAACACUAGGGUGCUUUUGUUGUAUUUUGUAACAGUGUUAUCUUAUCCAACUAAGUUUGACCAUGUGAGAAAAUUUAAAUUCUAACCUCAAUGCUAUAACUAGUAAUUUUUCAGCUUGGGUACAGGAGCUUCUUGGUGCCUGUCAACUGAUAUUUAUACUGCAAAUUCCUUAACUCAUUUUGCCUUUGCUUUCUGGUAGUUCAUGCGCUAAAGUGAAUCUUAUGUUAGAGAAGAAAAUGUCUUAAGAAUGUGAAUUGUUGUCUAAUAAUGGCUUAAGUUUGGGAUCCUAUUUAUGGACAAAGAUUUGGAAAAUUGAAAAUUAAGGGUUUUUUUCCCCACUGGGGGACAGGAAAAAUAUUCUUCAGUUAUUUUUUUUUUUAAACACUAUUUUCGUGACACUUGGAUGAAUCUAUGAUUCAUUCUGUUGUGUAAUUUGCUCCACUAGGGCAGAUCACUUCCCUUGCAUGUUUUCUUCAUCCUCUGCAAUUGUUGUUGAUGUCAUUCCAUAAAUCUUUCAGAGGAUCCACCCAAUGGGCUAGCUGUCUUCCUCUAGUUCUUUUAAUAUUGGUGCUUGGGAGAACCAAUGUAGACUUGGGCUAUCUGUCUUGUCUCCUCACUAUUAAACUAGCCUACCUCCUUUUCUGAUCAUGCGUGUCCAGAUGAUGUACUUCAUCCUAUCCUACAGUUCUUAUUCACAUUUGUUUCUUUGAUAUGGAAUCAUUUCUGGGAGCAAAAGCAAAUCUUGAUCAAGUAACAGUUUUGGUUUCUGCAUUGUUAAUGUUAACUACACUUGGAAAAUACUGGCAAUGUGACUGUAAGACAUUUCAUAUUUGCUUAAUUUUAACACACUGUAGAAUUGUUCCGUGCUUUCUUUUUUGACUACAUAGCAUAUUAUAUAUUACUCAAACAGAAUUAUGUGCAGUUAUAAAGACUGCUAUCCAUCUUAGGAAUCACCUGCAGAGAAGAAUUUAGGAUUGCUGUAAAUAUGCCAGACUUAAUAGGAUCCAGCUUAUCCAUACUCGUAUUGUACAUAAGAGUGAAAUGGUUUAAAAAAAAAGUUUUGUUAGAUGAUUCUUCAAAUACAUACUUUUUUAUCUAUUAUUUCAUUUUUAACCUAUGUGGUGGCAGUCAGGUAACUUCAUGUUAAAGGUCAGUUUCUUGAGGCAUCUUGAAAACAAGUCCCAAAGACAAAACAAAGCCCUUUUUCAUUUGCUCUGUUGGGAUGGAAAGACAACAAGGUAUGCAAAUUAAAUUAGAAUGAAAAUAGUUUUGUUUUUUUAAAAGUUUCAAGCAAAAGGCUAAAAAUAAGUAUUUCUCCUUCCCUUUGUGAAAAAUAAUUGUUUAGUUAAAUUUUGUGUAUGCUUUUUAUGACCUAGUACACUAUUAAACUUUAAUGGCUAUGAUCAUUUUUUCAUUUUAAAUAAAUUAAAAAAUUUUUAAAGUGUG